AGCUAUCUCCAUUCUACGCGUUCAUGUCGAAAACGAGUACAAAAAAGAGCGAUCGUUCGCCGGCGUGUUCCACGACUCGUCGAAUCGAAUAUAAUUUCGGGUCGAUUUGAUUAGUAUAACCGCCGCCGGUUGCACCGAUUCGCGUUGUUUUCCGUUCUGCUUAUUGUUCAAAAAAUCUCAUUUUUCUACUGUUAAAUACUCACCAGAGAGUAUUAUAACAUUGGAACUUAUCAUCGCCGAACACUUAAAUAGGAACCCAAUUAACGAGUAUUAUAAUAUAAUUUAUUAUUAUAAGAACAACGAUGUUGGGUGAAUCGGACGAGUUUUCGGAAAUACUGAAAACCGGCUUCCCGAUGUAUCUGUUGAUCGCCAUCCCGUUGCUGUUGGUCAUGAGUCCGGUGUGUCCGGCGAACGCUGCGCACGAGUUUACCGUGUACCGCGCCCAACAGUAUAGUCUACAAGGCGCCACAUACGGUUCAAAGAGCAGUAUAAUCAACUUGGAGGCCAGAUCCUUGAAAACUUGGAGCAGUCGGUCGAGGCAUUGUGUGUUUGUACUGAUGGACAAUUUCACAACGGAAGGGUACGAACAAAUAGCAUCCGGAUCCGGUGCCUUAGUGCUGGUUGUACCGCCCGCGCCAUACACUCGAGAGCAACAGACUACAAUGCUAGAAAUAGAGCAAACCAUUUUAUUGUCCGAUACUUCCAUACCAGUAUACAUAAUUAAUUGGUCUACUGAAGUCAACGACUUAAUGAUAGAUUUGGCUGAUAGUAAAAUUAUAGAUGAAAAUGCAAGUUCUGCAGCCAAAGCUUUCAUUAAUUCAGUUUCUGCAAACGGAUAUCAAAUAGUAGUAUCAGCAAAUAAACCAGUUUUGCAACCAAAUAUUGCCAUAUCAACUAUUCAGGGUCAAUUGAUUGGAUAUGGAUUUCAAGAUAAGUUACCCAGUAUUUUGAUAGUUGCUCAUUACGACAGUUUCGGUUUGGCGCCGGAAUUAUCAUACGGCGCUGACAGUAAUGGUUCAGGAGCUGCUAUACUUUUACUUUUGGCCAAAAUACUUAGUCGAGUUUAUUCAGAAAAAAAUAGACCCAAGUAUAACGUCAUGUUUAUUUUGAGUGGUGGUGGUAAGCUCAACUACAUAGGAUCUAAAAACUGGAUAGAACAACAAAUGGAAAAAUCCAAUACACUACUAGAUGUGUCAUUUGUAUUGUGUUUAGACUCGUUGGGCAGCGAUAAGAAUAUUUAUGCUCAUGUUUCAAAACCACCAAAAGAAGACACCAAAAUGGGAAAUUUUAUGAAUGAACUUAAUAAUAAUUUAGGAGAAAAUGGACUGAAAAUAAUUCAUAAAAAGAUAAAUCUGGGCAGUGAUACACUAGCUUGGGAACAUGAAAGAUAUAGUAUAAGAAGGUUGCCUGCUUUCACUCUUUCUAGUUUAAAAAAUCACAAAAACAGUUCAAGGAGAUCAAUUUUGGAUACAAGCGAAUCGUUAGAUUCAAAAAUUGUAUAUCGCAAUGCUCAGAUUAUAGCUAAAACUUUAGUUGCUCAUCUGUAUGAUUAUAAUACAUCUGAAACCCCCAAAGUUAAUGUCGAUUUUGAGUCGUUACGUACUUCAUUGGAUUUAUUAGUUUUACAGCCUAGAUCCGCACAAAUAAUAGCUCAAAAAAACCAUCCAUUAGUUGAUAAUUUAUUUUCAUUGAUGAGUAAAUAUUUAAAGGAUGUUAAUGUGUCUCAACUGACUGCAGACAAGGUUGAUCCACAGUUUUCAUUUUACACGGUUACCAGGGCUACUUUACAAGUUUACAGUGUUAAACCAGCAGUGUUUGAUCUCAUUCUUACCCUAGCAAUAGCUGUUUACUUGACAAUAGUCUACUUCUUUAUUCAGUUUGUACCAAUUAUAUAUGAUUUAUACAUUGGUACAUCAAAACCAGAACCUGUUACUAGUUUGCCGAAGAAAAAUAACCGCAAAGAAAAACAACGAUAAAUAUAUUUAUUUAUUUCCUGUUUUAUUAUUUUGUUUAUAUAUUUCUAUAUAAAUAUAAAUUAUUUUUUUUUGCUCAAAGCGAAUUUUUGUAGUCAACUUAAAUAAAUGUAAUGUUUUUUCUUUUUUAGUUAUUUUAACACUAGUAAAAAGUGUUACAGUAUAUUUUUUAAAAAACAUCAGUUUAGUAAAUUAUUGAAAUGUAGUGAAAUUAAUUAAUCACUAGUGAUCCCCCUCAGUUUACUUUUUACUAUUCUAAUUUUGACUGAUUAGAGUAUUGAUUUUAAAAUAUAAUUUUGUUUCUAAGUGUAAUGAGUUGUAAAAUUUUUUUUACGUAAUCCAUACGACGAACAAUAUUUAUAACUUAUAAUAAUAUGUUUAUAACAACACUGCCUGUGUUUGCUCAUUUUUGAGACAAAUCACUUAAAAGUUAAAAUGUCAAAGUUGGAACACUUGAAUAUGCAAUAGUUAAUGAAGUGUAACAACUAACAAAUAAUGGUUAUUUUUUCAUUAGUUUAUAAUAAUUUUUUUGUUUCUUUGUAGAAUGAAAAUGUAUUGUAUUAAUUGGUUUUUUGUUAAUGUAUUUUCAAAUCAUUCAUUAUAGAUUGGAAUUUAAAAUAAAAAACUUUUUCAAAGACU
This is a messenger RNA of Metopolophium dirhodum (rose-grain aphid), 2612 nucleotides long. RefSeq names its product BOS complex subunit ncln. The coding region runs from base 303 to 1976 and encodes 557 amino acids. Lineage: Eukaryota; Metazoa; Arthropoda; Insecta; Hemiptera; Aphididae. Gene Ontology annotation, cellular component: endoplasmic reticulum membrane. The record is from RefSeq and is a predicted model, not a curated record. Gene Ontology annotation, biological process: regulation of signal transduction. The transcript has 12 exons.